GUAAUGUUCUGUAAAUAGAACGUAUUGUAAUCUCGCUCCAGUCCAACGUGGUUCCUCUCCGGAGCGCCGCUCGUAGGCUUGUGUAUGACAUGAAUGACAAACAGGACAGGCCUUAUGUGUGCGGCGCCCCAGGCUGCUCUCAGCGUUUCCAGGUAGAGGAGCAUCUGAUCAUCCACGGCCGCAAGCAUGAGAUGUCCCUCAAGUUCUCCUCCAUCAAGACGGAUACGGCUUUCACAGACCAGACUCCGACGCCAACCCGAUUUCUGCAGAACUGUGAAGAGGUUGGUCUGUUCAAGGAGAUAGAGGAAGAGUUUCUUCAAGCACAAGAAGAAGAGAAGAGCAAACAGAGGCUUUCUCAUAAUGGGCCGCCCUGUAUGAACCAGCAGCAGCUCAAACCCCAGCUUCAGCUCCAGCACCCACCCCAACCUCAGCACCCACAACCGCAGCCACCGCUGCACCAUCCUCAGACCCAUCCCCUGCAGCACCCACAUUCUCAUGGCCCCAUGAUGGGCCCCAGUUGCAGCCUGGCUGCCCAGCAAGCUCUGUCGUCCUCGCAGUCUGGUUCAGUCAUCACCCAGGCUCCUUCCACCCUCACACACUCGGGGCCAGUUCCCGGGUCGCUGUCGUCCCUCCUCCACAUGCGGAACAGACACAGACAACCGCUGCCAGCCUCCUUACCUGGCACCCUGCCAGACCCCGCCAUGCAAGGGGCAUCUGCUCAGCACAUGCCUAUAGAGAAGCAGAUGUCGUGUGUAAUGGGUAUACCAGGUCCAGGACACAACCCCUGCAGUUCCCCGCCCCAGAGAUCCAAACAGGCUCUCAGCCAUCAUUUCCAACAGCACCACCCAUCAAUGGUCGCCAUCAACAACCCUGUGACAUCCAUGGGUCAUAUGAUGGAGAUGAUGUCGCAGCGUCAACAGGCACCUCCACUACAACACCACCACCAUCAUCCUCAUCAUCAUCCCCAGCUUCAAACUCCACCCCUCACCUUCCAGCAGCGAUGCCAUGCUUCACCUCCGCAGAAUCUGGGAAGCACCCACGGCCACCACGCUCAGGGUCACCAGGCCCCGCCCACCCAUCUGCACCAGGGCUCGCCUCCUGCACCACCCAUGUCUCUUCCAGCACAGUUAUCACCAGUUGCACAGCAGAUGCAGCCCUCCCAUCCAUCCCACUCCCAGCAUGCAGUGCAGGCAGGUAGCAGCUGCAGCAGUGGAAGCGGUGGAAGCGGUGGAAGCGGUGGAAGCGGCAGCGGCAGUGGCGGCAACCGUCGCAGGAGGUCGGCGGAUCAGGACCCUGACGAGCGCAGGCAGAAGUUUCUGGAGCGUAACCGGGCUGCAGCCACCCGCUGCCGGCAGAAGAGGAAGGUGUGGGUGUCGUCGCUGGAGAAGAAAGCCGAGGAGUUGACGCACACAAACCUGCAGCUACAGAACGAGGUGACUUCCUUGAGGUCAGAGGUGGGUCAACUGAAGCAGAUUCUGCUCACCCAUAAGGACUGUCCCGUCACCGCCCGGCAGAGAGAGGCACAGGGGUACCCCACUGCAGGGGUGAGCCCAGGCGGAAGUCCCACCCCUGUAGGUCCCGGGUCUCAUCUGCAGGCCAUCCAACACAACAGCAUCUCCACCUCCUCGGCAGCUGGAGGCGAAACAGGUCGCGACCCCAGGCCCGGACGUUAGCCCUCACCACACAGAGGAGGGGAUGGGACUGGAUGGCUGAAUCAUAACAGACUGAAUUAACUUUCUGUCAAAACUACACUAAAGUCUCACUCAGCUGUGGAUCCAUGUGUCUUUACAUUGUAGAUGAAAUACUGAACUGGAUAGGUGAGUUUAUAAAUCCAUGUGAACACUGAGGUAUUUUUCUUUUCUGGUUGGAGAGGAGACCAGAACCACAUACUGAUACAUUUCCAUAACAGGUGCAAAAAUGACCUUUUCUCUGAAAGCCUUGUUAAAAACUGUGAUGGUUACAUGGCAACGGGAUCCUGUGUUUAAUAAGAAAGGGUUUCUGUUCACAGCAAUAUAACCAUUGCGUGCUACCCACUGACUAUGCACAGAAACAAUCACACAUCUUUUCAGUAUGUUUUGCUAUUAUACCUUGCACCAAUAAAAAAAGAAAACAGUCCAUAUUUUAGUUUUAUAUUUCCAACAGAGCAUCUGUGAGAGCACACCGAAUGCCUUCUCUUGUCAAAACUAUGUAUUUUUCUACAAAUAAUUCAUACUAAGACAAAAAAUAUAUAUUUUCAGUUUUAGUAUUGAACCCACAUCUGUUUUGGAAAGUAUUGUACAGUAUUUCCUUUUUUAAACUGCCCAAAGACACUAAAUAACUAAAACUGCACCUUAUGUCUCAAUCCCUGUCAGUUAAUAAUAAAAAUAUUCUGGUAUUUCCUUGUUUUUUUUUCUAUGAUAU
Messenger RNA from Anoplopoma fimbria (sablefish), 2400 nucleotides. It is a transcript of the gene creb5a, whose product is annotated as cAMP responsive element binding protein 5a. Lineage: Eukaryota; Metazoa; Chordata; Actinopteri; Perciformes; Anoplopomatidae. Gene Ontology annotation, biological process: regulation of transcription by RNA polymerase II. The coding region runs from base 90 to 1673 and encodes 527 amino acids. The transcript has 11 exons. Gene Ontology annotation, molecular function: cAMP response element binding; DNA-binding transcription factor activity, RNA polymerase II-specific. The record is from RefSeq and is a predicted model, not a curated record.